AUGAAGCCCGCGGAGUCAGGAGAGUCUCAGGGGGCCAAGAGACCACCCCGGCGUCACACGAGAAAGGUCAGGGCCUCUAUCGCAUGCAGCGUGUGCCGGGCCCGAAAAGUGAGGUGCAAUGUGGCUGCCGAUGGCCCGCCCUGCACCAACUGUCGUCUUGAUGGCAUCAAGUGCACGAUUCCGCAGGAAAAGCGUCCACGACUCCAUCACCGUCACCCCGCCGCCGUUGGCAACGCCCUCGGCAUCAGCAAGCUCGGCGCCGCUGCUCCCGCGACCUACGCCGAGCACAGAAUCCACCAUCGCAUUCCCGGCCAGCACAUCUCGCGCGUAACGCAGCUGCUUCAAGAGUCAUCCGAGACUAGUCCACCGGCCGCCAGCGACGACUUGAAUCGCAUGGUUAUCGACGAAGCCGAGAAGGAGCAGCCAGCUGCACGAACGGGAUGGAGAAUGUAUCCCUGGAACAAACUCCCCAGCUUCAUUGUGCCCAUCACCACCCCCGUGCCUCGCGCGACGGCAGAUUAUCUCGCCGCCAACGAGGCAUUCGCCUUUCCAGGCUUCAUCCGAUUCGUCUACCCCCUCUAUCCCAUGUUCGAUCUCGGAGACCUGGAGGCGCUGGCAUCUGAGGGCCCGAUUGAUGGGCUACGGACGAGUUUUACCAUAUUAACUUUCCAGGCAAUGCUCCUCGCUGCUAUACCUGAAGACCCGACCAUCAUCGGGGACAAGACAUCCGGCGGCGACCCCUUGCUGCGAAUGAGGGCGGCGUCGUGUCUCACGUUAACGGCGAGGCUUGUGACUAUCGUCGCCCAGAUCCUGCACACCGAUUUUGCCGAUAUCCCGAGCAAUUCGGACAACAAGAGCGCCAUUUUCGAGUCUUGUGAGAAGGAGUUGAUCAGCUGGUCGGCAGAGUUCCUGCAGGCUUUCCCGGGGUCCUACCGGUCGAAAUUCGAGACCGGUCCUUUCUUCACCGUCUCCCUCUUGAUGCACGACACGGCCAUCAACGCUCUCUACUUGCCGAGGGUACUCGAGUCCCGUCAGCCCCAUAGCGCGUUGGCCUACAAGAUUCCGCAGUAUAGAGAGCGCAUGAGAAGAGCAGCGAUCCGCACCGUCGUCCUCAUAACGGAAGCCUUUGAGUCUGAGUGGGGAGAGACAAUACCGACGCAGUUCCCCAUUUCCAUCAUCGCCACCGUUUUUCAGGGGCAGGACGAUUUGCUAAUGAACCACCUCAGUUUCACCGCCGUCAUCUCCGCACUCCCCGUCCACAUGAUUGGCGUCAACUCGAAGAACAGAGAAAUCUCCAUGACGAGCCGGCGCUGCAUCGGCACCUGCGUCCGGUUCCUGCACCGCGUACAAUCCACCUACGGCAUGGCCCGCCACCUCCAGCAGGACGUCCUCAGCACCUUGUCGCGCAUGAAGGUCGCGCCGCGCAUACCGGGCGCUAGCGGUGCCGCCGGCGGUGCCAGCUCCGGCAGCGCCGCCGAGCCGAGCUCUUCCUCGGAGGGCUUUGCUGGCUACACGCUGCUGGGAUUCCGCGCGGGGCCCCGCGGGCCGCGGGCCGCUGACCCUACUUUAGGUGAGCACACCGACGGUCUCUCCGAGGCCUCUCUUGGCAAGCGGCUCCUGUACGAAGGCGGACACGCUGGCCUAGACGACGCGUGGUCCUCCUGCGGCAUGGACCUGCUGAGCGUGGAAGAUUUGGCCGAGAUGACGCAGGGUUUACAGGGCUGGUUUGACGAUAUAGACAUCGUCGCCAAGGGGCUUAGAACUGUAGCAGCUCUCUAUAUCCGCCAAGCUACUCGGUACGAGUUUGGUGUUCUCAACCGGCUACGAAACUACAAGCGCAAGCGUGCCUUGCGCAGGGGGACCGAGUAG
This is a messenger RNA of Parascedosporium putredinis, 1869 nucleotides long. The record is from the annotation of a GenBank genome assembly. Lineage: Eukaryota; Fungi; Ascomycota; Sordariomycetes; Microascales; Microascaceae.